AUGUAUGCAGCAGCAGGUGGCGCCUCGCUGGCGUCACGCCAGGCGCGCAAGAAGCAGGCCCAGCAAAACACGAAAAACAAGGCCACCAACCAGCAGAUCCUGCGAGAGAAGCUCGCAGCGAAGGCAGCCACAACGCCAACCAAGAGCAAACCGUUCCAUCAGCUACCGGCGUCGUAUCUGCGAGCUCCACACCAGCACCACCGGAAGCUGAGUGCGGGCUACACCAGCAUUCCCGGUUCCGACCAGCAGCACCCACACCACCGAUUCGGCGAGCAACCCUGCACGUCCUACGGUCCAGCGUCGGGAGCGCACGGACACGGACCGCAUCCUGGCGUAGGACACGCGCAUGGCCAUCAUCACCACCACCACCAUGGGGCACCGGGCGCCAGUGGGUCGCACCCACCAGCACCCUGCCACCUACAUGGUGUGCCAGGACCCUCGGGCCAACCGGGACCCUCCUUCCCGCCGAUGCCGAAACCAACCGGAUUCCGCGAGUACGAUAAGCUGGUUCGACGCCAGCAGCUAACAAAAUCCGCCACCGCCACGCUGCCAUUGGUGUCUCAAGCCCAGCAGGAUCUCACGCCUCCACAAACUCCGACGCUUGGAUUUCCAGGAGAGCAUGGUGGAAUCGAACCGACCAUAGGUCAUCAUUCACACCUAUUGCAUCACCAGCAGCAACACCAACACUAUCACCACCACUCGCAGCAGCAACUGGCCGCGGCGGAUAAAGAGGAUCCUGAGGGUGCACUAACCCUGCAGAUACCGAACGAUCCGAUUAUCAUCACACCGGCGACACCCCAAGCCACACCACCAGGGCGGCUCGGAUUAAAGCCACUCAUCCUGACGGAUGACGAAGAGGCUCGACCAUUGACGAGCCCCACGCCCGGUGCACUCGAGCGCAAGUGCAGCGUGUACCGAGGCCGCAAACUCGACCCGUUCGAGGAGCAGUUCUACAACGCGACAAUAACCGGCGGUCAGCACCAUCAUCAGUAUCAUCCGGACGACGUGUUCUUCCCGCCGGUACCGGCCGUACCGAACGGAGGUGGUGGCCAUUCUACCACAACCACAACGCCCGGCCAUCAGCAGCAGGCCAAGUGGGAUGCCGAGUACUACUGCUGCGAGUGUGACCACCGCCAGUACGGUGUCUGUACCUGUGAUCAGUUCGAGUGUGCCCAAGGUCGUGCAGCAUGGCUAGAAAGAGGAAGACGUUGCAGUGUACAGGAAACACCCGCCUCCUGCCAUCGACGAUGGGUCAAACGGAAUCGGAUACAAGACUCAUCGUUAGGUGGCUCCUCGGACGAUGAAGACCUACUCGGCGUACUCAGAGGACCCAGUUCAUUCGCCAAUGCCUUCCUAUACGUAGGUUUAGGUACCAUAGCAAUUGGUUUAGUGAUAGCAUUCGUCGGUACCGGCGAGAAAGGAUUCAAAACGGUUGAACUAAGACUAAUCGGACCAUCGUUAAUUGGUCUCGGCUUAUUUUGUUGUAUAUUGCGUAUCCUGUUUUGUAUAUGCCCAUCCCAUUGUAUAUCAUCUAGUCGUAGAGCGCGGGAUAAGAAAAACGCCAAGAUAGACGCAGAUCAUAGAACUUCCCUGUUACGAGGCGACAGUAAACGAGUAUCGAUAGCACGCGGACCUCACAUACCGACUAAACAGCCUCAGAUAUAUCCCAAAUCCAUCGUCAAAACCAAAACCUACGAGGGUGUCGAGGCUCUGCGGCAGAUCGCGACCACAUCGCUGUUCCUGCAGAACGAGCAGAAGGUGUCAUCGAACCGGAUCGUUCCUAUCAUCAAAGAACCGGAGAAACUAGAAGAACCACCUUUAGAGCUGAAGAAGAUCGAACAACGACGGGACGAUGCAGCAAUCGUGAGCAUAUCGGACGGCGAGGAGGACUCACACCGACGGCAACUACAGCACGCAUCCGACACGCAGGUUAUAGACCUGACGGGUGAAGACCAAGACGACGAUCAGUUGCAUUCACCCGGCAGUCACCACCAUCGCAAGGAUAGCAAACUACGUCGUCAGCGGACGUCUGUGCAUCAGCAGAAGCCUGCCAGAGAGUUGCAAACGUCGGCGUAUGGAUCCGCCACCGCGGGUCCCACCGAACCCGCCAACCAGCUGAUGGAAACAUCCCUCAUGAUCAUCGGUCCAACGCCUCUCAGCUCACCCACGAAGUCGGUGGUAACGAUGCCCCCAACCGGAGGCACGUCCUCGCUCACCAUCCCGAUGGUUCCAGCGAACGGAUCCGCCAUGCACGGGACAAGCGGGAACAAGCACUCUACCACCGGUGGCAACCUGCUGACACUGCCGCCCACGGCUAGUUCGACAUCCGGCACCGUCGGACCAACGGUGAGCUUCGCCGGAAGUACACCACUGCCGGGACAGCUUUCACCGCUGCCGUCGACUUCGUACCUAUCGUCGGCGAUUGCUGGCGGUUACCGGGCGUCGGCCGGUUCGAUACCAGGUGCUUCCUCACCGCUUGCUGGGUUCCUGUCGUCAGGUUCACCCCAUUACCAUAGCAACAGCAGCAGUAGCAGUAGCAACUACAUCUUUUCGCCACCGCCUUUCACGCAGCACGAUCCGAUCACGCUGGGAACCAAUACGAUCACCACGGCGGCGUCUGCCAUGCUGCACACGCCGGCGUCCGCCAGUACCACCAAAGCCGAACCGGAACUAGUGUUAAGUCCAGCGAAGUUAGGACAGUAG
Anopheles nili is the source of this 2703-nucleotide messenger RNA. RefSeq lists its product as uncharacterized. The record is from RefSeq and is a predicted model, not a curated record. The coding region runs from base 1 to 2703 and encodes 900 amino acids. The transcript has 6 exons. NCBI's taxonomy places the organism in Eukaryota, Metazoa, Arthropoda, Insecta, Diptera, Culicidae.